This is a messenger RNA of Tupaia belangeri chinensis (Chinese tree shrew), 624 nucleotides long. RefSeq names its product olfactory receptor 6C76-like. The record is from RefSeq and is a predicted model, not a curated record. Gene Ontology annotation, biological process: G protein-coupled receptor signaling pathway. Gene Ontology annotation, cellular component: membrane. Gene Ontology annotation, molecular function: olfactory receptor activity. The transcript has a single exon. NCBI's taxonomy places the organism in Eukaryota, Metazoa, Chordata, Mammalia, Scandentia, Tupaiidae. Bases 1 to 624 code for a protein of 207 amino acids.
AUGCACAUUUUAGAAUUUGAUAAUGGAAGCAAAACUAUUAUGAGUGAUAUGAAGAAAAAAAUGUUGUGUAAUAGUCCAAUUAAGACAUGGUACAGCAGAGUCUGCAUCCAGCUUGUUCUUAGUUCUUGGGUGGCUGGAUUUCUCAUCAUCUUUCCACCUAUCAUCAUGGGGCUUCAGCUGGAUUUCUGUGCCUCCAACAUCAUUGACCACUUCAGCUGUGACUCUUCUCCUCUACUAAUGCUUUCCUGCUCAGACACAACAUUCCUAGAACUCAUGGCAUUUUUCCUGGCAGUGUUCACUCUCAUGGUCACCUUGACCUUAGUGAUUCUUUCCUAUGCAUUAAUUCUUAGGACAAUCCUGAGAAUCCCUUCUGCUGAGCAAAGGAAAAAGGCCUUUUCCACUUGCUCCUCACACCUGAUUGUUGUCUCUAUUUCUUAUGGAAGCUGCAUUUUCAUGUAUGUCAAAACAUCAGCUAAAGAAGGAAUGGCUUUCACCAAGGGCAUAGCAGUGCUCAACACGUCUGUGGCCCCAAUGCUAAAUCCUUUUAUUUACUCCCUGAGGAACCAACAGGUAAAACAGUCCUUUAAGAACAUGGUGAAAAAAUAUUUCUCAAAUAAAAUUUAA